Rubroshorea leprosula is the source of this 861-nucleotide messenger RNA. The record is from the annotation of a GenBank genome assembly. NCBI's taxonomy places the organism in Eukaryota, Viridiplantae, Streptophyta, Magnoliopsida, Malvales, Dipterocarpaceae.
GCUUUCAGCCCCUCUCUUCCUGUCUUGUAGUACCUAAUUGUUUUUUAUGUUUCAAUCUUCAUUUGUGUUUGAGAGAGAUGGAAGAAGAGAAUUUUGUGAGGCCACCAGACUCUGUGCAAUACAGCAGCACCCCAAUUAUGUCACCGGAGAUUGUUGAGAUAGGAGAGGAUAGUACUCUUGUGACUGGAAGCAGAGAUGCAAGUGCUGAUGUUUAUGUGGCUGUUGGCAAAGAUGACUUGGAUGUGCUGAAAUGGGCACUUGAUCAUGCUGUCUCUCCUGGUGCUCGCGUUUUUCUUGUUCAUGUAUUUCCUCCUAUAACAUACAUACGCACCCCAGUUGGAAGAUUGUCAAGGAACCAUCCAAGUCAUGACCAGCUGAAAGUCUAUCUCAAUGAAGAGAACAACAGAAGGAGAAACCAAUUGCAAAAAUACAUUCGCCUGUGUAUUGACUCAAAGGUGACAGCAGAUACAAUGCUUCUUGAGAGCAAUUACACAGCCAAAGCUAUUCUUGAACUCAUUCCUGUCCCAACAUCACUACCCUUGUCCUAGGAACCAAACAUCCCCCCUCGUCCAGGUAUCAUCAGAAGCAGGUGGCGAUGGAAGAAAUUGGGGAAGGGAGAGUUUAUCAAGGAGAAUGCUCCAGACUGUUGUAAGGUAACAAUUGUUCACAAUGGCACCAAGGUUACAGAUGGUGAACAGAUUACAAACCUGAUCCAGGCAUGCAGUAGUCCUCAUAGAGCAGGAACUAUUCGCCACUGGGAAAGAAAUUACUUAGAGUGUGCAUGUUUCUCAGGCAAGUUCAGUUGAAACUAGAAUUGGUAUGUCAAUUUAUGCAACAAUACAAUGAACAGAAACAGGAGUA